AGACUGACUCAAUUUAUAUAGUGCACACCAAAGAAAAGUAGUGGUGAAAAUGUAUGUUUGCAUUUGGAUGGUUGACUUGGAGUGCUCACGGAAAUCGGCAGCCGUUUAAUGUUCCACAAAACGCUCGUCCCCUUCUCUUCGUCUUCCUCUCCUGCUCCUUCGCUGUCGUCUCCGUUCUUCAUUCCUCAGCCUACCUCCAUUCCUCUGCCACUUGGCCCGCUUCAGCUGCCGUCCCCUGUUCCUUCUUUGGUGUACUUCAACUGCUCGCAGGUAGAAAGAGAGGUGAGAAUGGAGGAGGCGCUGAAACAUAGCAUGCCGGGGAGCAGUUUAUACUCAGGACAGCAGCGGCUUCAACAGCAGCAGCAGAACAAGGUGACGGUGAACGAGGAGUGGGGUUGGGCUGCCGAAAGAGGGAACCUUUUGGGAGAGGAGUUCUCGGUGGACGACCUCCUCGACCUCGGAGACUACGCGGAUUACUACAAGGAAGCAGAGGCGGCGAAGGAGGUGGUUGAAGAAGUCACUGCUACAGCCGAAGCUCCCGAAGCAGGGAACGGGGAAAGAGCUGAUUCCAACAAUUCUUCUCCUCCUUCCACGAGUUCGACUCUCUCCUUCCAAUCACUGCAGCCUCGUCUUUCUGAAAUCAGUCUUCCCGCGCAUGAUGCUGAAGAGCUGGAGUGGGUCUCUCUCGUCAUAGAAGGCUCCUCCUCAGAGUUUUCGCAGUGCCCUGGCGUUGCUCACACCACUUCAGCGCCGCCGCCUCACGGCCAAACCGGUACCCCGGCAGUAGCAGCAGCACAUGGUGCAUCCCCUAAGAGCCCAGCGGUCUGUGGAUUCUCCAAAGAAGUUAUGGUUCCCAUGAAGGCCAAACGCAGCAAGCGCUGCCGCUCCGCCGCCGCAUGGUCCGUGUCCGGCCCUCUUGUUUUCGCCGACUCCUCCUCAAUCACCACCAGCGCCACCUCUUCCUCCGCUUCAUCCUCUUGCUCCUCCUCCAGGAACACCUCCAUCUCAUGCCUCGUAUACGACCGCCAUCCCGCCGCCGGCGCUGACCAAAGCUUCCUCCUAUAUGACGCCACGCCGCCCCCAGCCAAGAACCAACGGCCGAAGAAACGUGGCCGGAAGCCAAAGCCACCAGCGACCGCCGCUUCCGGCUCCUGCGAGCGGCGGUGCAGCCACUGCGGGGCCCAGAAGACGCCGCAGUGGCGGGCCGGGCCCCUCGGCGCCAAGACCCUCUGCAACGCCUGCGGCGUCAGGUUCAAGUCCGGCCGCCUCCUCCCGGAGUACCGUCCCGCCUGCAGCCCUACCUUCGUCAACCACAUCCACUCCAACAGCCACCGCAAGGUCCUCGAAAUGCGGCGCAAGAAGGAGGCGGAGCUCCUCAUCUUCCCUGCCGCGCCACCGGUCCCUUCCUUCUGACGCGCCGCGCCGCGCCCGGUUCGCCUGCCCGAAUCGCCCGGUUCAGACCCGGUCGGAUGUAAAAUUUGUACCGUAUGGCUUUUCCCCGCUCACACAAAUAGCAUUAGCUACCUUUUCUCAGUGUUUUACUGGCAGCUAUCUCUGGUAUUUGACCAUAUGGGGAGUAAGGAAGAAACGUCUGACAUGACUGUUCUCUUCUCA
Molecule: messenger RNA, 1614 nt
Organism: Musa acuminata subsp. malaccensis (wild Malaysian banana)
Lineage: Eukaryota; Viridiplantae; Streptophyta; Magnoliopsida; Zingiberales; Musaceae
Product: GATA transcription factor 5
Biological process (GO): cell differentiation; regulation of DNA-templated transcription
Cellular component (GO): nucleus
Molecular function (GO): zinc ion binding; sequence-specific DNA binding
Source: RefSeq, a predicted model, not a curated record